UACGUGUACCUUUGUUUAGCAGAUACAAUAUUAUGAAGCUUGUAAUAUAUUCUAAUUUGUUGUUCACCUAUUUGUUGAACCAUGAAGCCUUAAAUCAUUAUCAUGGCUCAUGGUGGUCUUCCCGAGCUUCUUCAGCAGCGGUACGACGAGAACCAUAGGGGAAGGAUGAUAUUCACAGGACAACAGUUGGGUCCGUUACGAGCCCGGAGUGUGCACAAGAUUAAGGAGUUGGACCAUCGAUUCCACGAGCCACUCGCACGGGCGAGACUAUUACCUUUCGCUCUCAUGAUGGCCGGAGCUCCCAUGGAGGUCGGUGGUAGGACACCUCUCCCGGCAAUUGAUGAGGCACUGCUCACAGGUCUCGUCGACCGCUGGCGUCCUGAGACACACACUUUCCACUUUCCUUUUGGUGAGAUGGCAGUAACACUGCGGGACGUGGCCAUGCUGACCGGGCUGCCAAUCAGGGGUGCCCCGUUAAUAGUUUCGCGACCCGCAAGGGAGCAGUGGAAGGGUUAUGUUGCAGAUAGGUUUGGUGUGCAAUACGACGGGAAGGAUGCUGGCCUCUCCAUGUCCUGGGUUCAUGGGCUGACACAGUUCGGUCCAUGCCCACUGGAUGCGGACGAGAAUACACUUAUGCAACACUAUGAGGUGUACUUAUACGUCCUGCUCGGAGGCAUCAUGUUCUGCAACACGGCAGGCGAUUAUGUCGUCCCACAUAUUGUAUGGUUAGCAGCCCACCUCGCGUCACAUCCUUAUGAGCCUACAUCUUACAGUUGGGGAUUUGCAGUGUUGGUUGCAACCUACAGAGGAUUGUGUGAUGCAACCCAGCGAACAAAGAGGAAGGCAACCAUUACAGGGUGCUUACAUCUCUUACAGUUAUGGAGUUGGGAGUACCUCCCGAUUUCCAGACCUUGGGUGUUCAAGUGCUACUACCCAGUGGAGCUUAAAGGGGGGCGGAGGCACGCAGGACUGGGCAUCCAAGAAUGCUGA
Messenger RNA from Phragmites australis (common reed), 990 nucleotides. RefSeq names its product protein MAIN-LIKE 1-like. Lineage: Eukaryota; Viridiplantae; Streptophyta; Magnoliopsida; Poales; Poaceae. The coding region runs from base 103 to 990 and encodes 295 amino acids. The transcript is spliced from 4 exons. The record is from RefSeq and is a predicted model, not a curated record. Gene Ontology annotation, biological process: meristem development; meristem maintenance.